AUGGAGGCAUGUGCUCAGUACCUGCUCCCUUUUAAAAACCAGGAAGAGCUGCUCACUGAGUCAGAGGAGGAGCCCGACGCCUUCCUCUGGCCCACACCUCACUUCCUCUUUCAGGCUGCCCCAUUUUCUGAAACUCGAGCUGGUUGUGUAGAAGUGGAGCGGGAGGAAAUGGCUGCUCUGAGGUCUCUGAGCUUCUGCCUGCUGGCUGUGGGCCUCCUGCUGCCGGCUGCUUCCACAGAACAGAGAAUCACAGCUGAAGCUGGACAGGACUCAGUCACUCUGCCAUGUAGUGCUGAAAAGGAGAAAAGGAUAUCGACUGUGGAGUGGAGCAUACCUGAUCUGGAUCCAGAUACUGUUCUUUACUACAUAGAUGGUCACUUUCUUCCAGACCGCCAGCAUCCAUCCUUCAGGAACCGGGUGGAUCUGCAGGACAGACAGAUGAAGGAAGGAAACGCGUCUCUAAUUCUGAAGGAUGUGACGAUGAAUGAUAUAGGAACAUAUAAGUGUGUUAUUCAGAGUAAAGGAGAUAUGGGGUUUUUCUUUGAAACCUUCAUCUAUCUGGACGUAACUCCUCCAGGGAAAGCUCCGCCCACCUCCGAAGCCCCGCCCACCUCUGGAGCCCCGCCCCCUGACUCCUCACCCCACCACUUUGGGCUCAUGCUGCUCCUCCGCCUGCUGGUGUUCUGCCCCUACUUCAUCUCCACCCUCCUCCUGGUGUCUGUGUACCGACUCAGAGCCAAAGAAGGUAAACAGCUCGUCUCCAUGACGACGGCCCCGCCCCUCCAGGCUGAGCCGGGAUUGGUCGAUGACUACGAUGACGUCACCACAGAGCAUCACUUCUGA
Menidia menidia (Atlantic silverside) is the source of this 843-nucleotide messenger RNA. NCBI's taxonomy places the organism in Eukaryota, Metazoa, Chordata, Actinopteri, Atheriniformes, Atherinopsidae. The record is from the annotation of a GenBank genome assembly.